This is a messenger RNA of Cantharellus anzutake, 920 nucleotides long. RefSeq lists its product as uncharacterized. The coding region runs from base 32 to 535 and encodes 167 amino acids. The transcript has 4 exons. The record is from RefSeq and is a predicted model, not a curated record. Lineage: Eukaryota; Fungi; Basidiomycota; Agaricomycetes; Cantharellales; Hydnaceae.
UUACAAUUCACCUCUUGUUGAGCUUACUAGGAUGGACGAAGACCCCAAAGGAAAGGCGCCGGAGUGCCUCUCUCCUCAGUCAGAGGAUGGCGACGUAGUCAUAGCACCAGAGGAAAUAUACUAUCGCGAGUAUCAAGAAUGGGAAAGCAUCACCGCUACUCUUGAAGAAUCCAGAAUUGAAUAUCGAAAUGUCUCAAUGCAGAAUGAGCCAAGCGAAGGCGAAUUUUCAAUGAGCUUCACUGCCUUCCUACAAAUCCACGAGGGGUAUUACGACCGGGUGUACGAUGAGUAUUAUUUCCAUCGUUGGAUGGCAUGGCAUCAAGAAAUGAGUCGAAGACGGCGAAGGGCACUGGACCGACAGCGUUUCGCUUCUCUGGCUUACGAUCGUUCACGCUCCGUACGUUAUACCAGACCAAAGAUGAGAAAGCGACCAAGAUCCGAGGUCGGAGAAGGUUCUGUGUCUGGUGUUGAGGCGAGAAUAGGAGAGAUCGAAGAAGAGUGUCGGUUGGCAAGAUCCGCAUCCGCAUUCUUCUGACACCAAUUCGCUUUACACAAGGAAAGAGUAUCACACAAGUCUGGAGGCAUUUAUCUUGAAACAAAUCGUGCCUUUUUAGCACUUCUUUUCACUUUCACUGGCGGAUCGCUCAUUCUGUGGCAUUUUAUUGGCUGUCUGCUGUCUGCAUCUUUGUGCCAGAGGAAAUCGAUGAACUAGACAAGUGAGAGUAUAUUGACGAGUCAAAGGGCUAAAAUGAUGAUGAUAGUGGUGGUUGGUUGGAUUCCAAUGAACUCCCAUUUUUGUCCCAAAGAAGCAACGAGUUACCGCAUCGAGGUUAACCCUUUCGCAUUCACUUGGCUUCGAAUAUACCAAAAACGAAUUACUAUCCAUCCUACUCUUUCUUAGAAGUAAUGUACUGAAAAUU